Molecule: messenger RNA, 1805 nt
Organism: Nematostella vectensis (starlet sea anemone)
Lineage: Eukaryota; Metazoa; Cnidaria; Anthozoa; Actiniaria; Edwardsiidae
Product: calreticulin
Exons: 10
Coding region: 117-1487 (456 amino acids)
Biological process (GO): protein folding
Cellular component (GO): endoplasmic reticulum membrane; endoplasmic reticulum
Molecular function (GO): calcium ion binding
Source: RefSeq, a predicted model, not a curated record
GCAGAAGGCCUUUCUAGCGGCUUGUUACAUUCACAUGGUGCUCUGACAAAUUUGUGUCUCCAUUUUCAAGUUCUCCAUCUUUCUAAACAGCUGUGAUUGCUGUUUUCUCCACAAAAAUGGCACUACAACAUUUGUUACUCCUAUCCUUAGCUGCUUUAGUUAUUGCUGAUGAUCCUGUAGUUCAUUUUCUAGAAAAAUUCGAAGAUAAAUCUUGGGAAGAUAGAUGGGUAAGCUCAACUUCUAAGGGAGCCCAGCAAGGGAAGUUUAAAUGGACUGCAGGGAAAUUCUACGGCGACGCCGAGGCAGAUAAAGGUAUUCAAACUAGCGAAGACGCCAAGUUUUAUGGAAUAUCAGCCAAGUUUGAAAAGCCAUUCACAAACGAGGGCAAAACUCUAGUCAUUCAAUUCAGUGUCAAGCACGAACAGAAUAUCGACUGUGGAGGUGGAUAUGCUAAGGUAUUCCCUUCUGAUGUUGAUCAAAAGAACUUGCAUGGUGACUCACCAUACCUGAUCAUGUUCGGACCUGAUAUCUGCGGCCCUGGCACAAAGAAAGUACAUGUUAUCUUCAACUACAAGGGAAAAAAUUUACUGACAAAGAAAGACAUCAGAUGCAAGGAUGAUGAGAUGACUCACUUGUAUACCCUGAUUGUGCGCCCUGACAACACCUACGAAGUCAAGAUCGAUAACGAGAAAGUAGAAAGUGGAGAACUUGAGAAGGAUUGGGACUUCCUUCCCCCAAAGACCAUCAAGGACCCAGAGGCCAAGAAGCCAGAAGACUGGGAUGACAAGAAAAUGAUUGAUGACCCAGAAGACAAGAAGCCCGAGGACUGGGACAAGCCUCAGAACAUCCCCGACCCAGACGCUAAGAAACCAGAAGACUGGGAUGAUGAGAUUGACGGUGAAUGGGAACCACCCAUGAUUGAUAACCCUGAGUACAAGGGUGAGUGGAAGCCCAAGCAAAUUGAUAAUCCCAACUACAAGGGUGAAUGGGUCCACCCCGAGAUUGACAACCCCGAGUACAAGGCUGAUGACAAACUGUACAUGUACAAAGACAUCGGAGCCAUUGGCUUUGAUCUAUGGCAGGUGAAGUCAGGUACCAUCUUCGACAAUGUGUUGGUGACAGACUCUGUUGAGCAUGCCGAGCAGUUCGCCAAGGAAACGUUUGACAAGACCAAGGAGGGUGAGAAGAAGAUGAAAGACGAGCAGGAUGAGAUUGAGCGCAAAAAGGCAGAAGAGGAGGAAAAGAAAAGGAAAGAAGAGGAGGAGUCAAAGAAGAAGGACGAGAAAGAAAAGGAAGAGGAAGAUGAGGAUGAAGAAGAGGAGGAGGAGAAGAAAGAGGAUGCAAAGACAGAUGAUAGUGAAACGAAAGAAGCAGAACCCGAAUCGAAAGAAGCAGAACCCGAAUCGAAAGAAGCAGAACCUGAAUCAAAAGAAGAAACAAAAUCUGAAGACGAGACGACGGAAGAAAGCUCACGAGAUGAGCUAUGAUUUAGCAUAUACUUUAGACUUUUUUAGUUCAAUCACAUGUGUAUUAAAUUACGUCCCUCCCAAGAACGUAUUCAAUGUGGCCCUCCUCCAUAGGUGUAUAAUUUAAUUGUCGCUUUUCUAGUUCAAAAGUGAUAGUUUUCGUUACGUCAUACAUCUUCCAAAGAGCAUUUAGACUUGUCUGGCUAAUUAGCCGGCCUGAAAACUCUCUGGAGUUAACCAAUUUUUGUAUGUGAAAGGCGCAGAGUUUUGUAAGACCCGUGAUGAAAAAUAGUAAAUGCUGUUUGUGCAAACAUUGAAAUAAAAAUGGAAACAUUUGUA